GCGCCACAGGCCUUCUGCGCGAGCCCGAGUCGGAGUCGCUGUUGGGGGCGGCGUCUAUGGCGGGCUGAGGGCGCAGGCGCCGUGGCCCGCCGAGCUGGGUUCCAAGGCGGCUGGUGGCGGCAGCGUCUCCGUUUCCGUGUGGGCGACCGCGCGGCCCUGGUUAGUCUGUAGAGAAUGCCAAAUGAGGGAAUCCCCCACUCAAGUCAAACUCAGGAGCAAGACUGUUUACAGAGUCAGCCUGUCAGUAAUAAUGAAGAAAUGGCAAUCAAGCAAGAAAGUAGUGGUGAUGGGGAGAUGGAGGAAUACCUGCACUCUCAUUCCGUGGGUGAUGGGCUGUUCUCCACUGCCGAGGGGUGCGCAUCAGCAGCUCCAAGGAGAGGGCCAGCCUUGCUGCACAUCGACCGACAUCAGAUCCAGGCGGUGGAGCCUAGCGCCCAGGCCCUUGAGCUGCAGGGUUUGGGUGUGGACGUCUAUGACCAGGACGUGCUGGAACAGGGUGUGCUUCAGCAGGUGGACAACGCCAUCCAUGAGGCCAGCUGUGCCUCCCAGCUCGCUGAUGCGGAAAAGGAGUAUCGGUCCGUCCUGGAUGACCUCACGUCAUGUACGACAUCCCUAAGGCAAAUUGAUAAAAUUAUUGAACAACUUAGCCCUCAAGCUGCCACCAGCAGAGACAUCAACAGGAAACUAGAUUCUGUGAAACGACAGAAGUAUAAUAAGGAACAACAGCUAAAAAAGAUCACUGCAAAACAAAAGCGUCUCCAGGCCAUCCUUGGAGGAGCAGAGGUGAAAGUUGAAUUAGAUCAUGCCAGCCUGGAGGAGGAGGAUGCAGAGCCGGGGCCAUCCAGUCUCGGCAGCAUGCUCAUGCCUGUCCAGGAGACUGCCUGGGAAGAGCUCAUUCGCACUGGCCAGAUGACACCUUUUGGUACCCAGAUUCCUCAGAAACAGGAGAAAAAGCCCAGAAAAAUCAUGCUCAAUGAAGCAUCAGGCUUCGAAAAGUAUUUGGCAGAUCAAGCAAAACUGUCUUUUGAAAGGAAGAAGCAAGCUUGUAAUAAAAGAGCAGCUAGAAAAGCUCCAGCUCCAGUCAUGUCUCCAGCCCCAAUGCAAAAUAAAAACAAAGCAAACAAGAAAACCAAAGUUCUGUCGAAAAAAGAGGAGCGUUUGAAAAAGCACAUCAAGAAACUCCAGAAGAGGGCUCUGCAGUUCCAGGGGAAGGUGGGAUUGCCAAAGACAAGGAGACCUUGGGAGUCAGACAUGAGGCCACAGGCAGAGGGAGACUCUGGGGGUGAAGAGUCUGAGUACUUCCCCACAGAGGAGGAGGAAGAGGAGGAGGAAGAUGAUGAGGUGGAGGGGGUGGAGGCGGACCUGUCUGGAGAUGGUACUGACUAUGAACUGAAGCCUCUGCCUAAGGGCCGGAAACGGCAGAAGAAAGUCCCAGUGCAGGAGAUUGAUGAUGACUUUUUCCCAAGUUCUGGAGAAGAAGCUGAAGCUUCUCCUGUAGGAGGAGGAGGAGGAGGAGGGCGGAAAGUAGGGAGAUAUCGAGAUGAUGGAGAUGAAGAUUAUUACAAGCAGCGGUUAAGAAGAUGGAAUAAACUGAGACUACAGGACAAAGAGAAGCGUCUGAAGCUGGAGGACGACUCGGGGGAAAGCGACGCGGAAUUUGAUGAAGGCUUUAAAGUGCCAGGUUUUCUGUUCAAAAAGCUUUUUAAGUACCAGCAGACAGGUGUUAGGUGGCUGUGGGAAUUGCACUGCCAGCAGGCAGGAGGAAUUCUGGGAGACGAAAUGGGAUUGGGCAAGACCAUCCAGAUAAUUGCCUUCUUGGCAGGUCUGAGCUACAGCAAGAUCAGGACUCGUGGUUCAAAUUACAGGUUUGAGGGGCUGGGUCCAACUGUAAUUGUCUGUCCAACAACAGUGAUGCAUCAGUGGGUGAAGGAAUUUCACACGUGGUGGCCUCCAUUCAGAGUGGCAAUUCUACAUGAAACUGGUUCCUAUACCCACAAAAAGGAGAAACUAAUUCGAGAUGUUGCUCAUUGUCAUGGAAUUUUGAUCACAUCUUACUCCUACAUUCGACUGAUGCAGGAUGACAUUAGCAGGUAUGACUGGCACUAUGUGAUCUUGGAUGAAGGACACAAAAUUCGAAAUCCAAAUGCUGCUGUCACCCUUGCUUGCAAACAGUUUCGUACUCCUCAUCGGAUCAUCUUGUCUGGCUCACCAUUGCAAAAUAACCUCCGAGAGUUGUGGUCGCUCUUCGACUUCAUCUUCCCGGGAAAGUUAGGCACGUUGCCUGUGUUUUUGGAGCAGUUCUCCAUCCCCAUCACCAUGGGGGGAUAUUCAAAUGCUUCCCCAGUACAGGUCAAAACUGCUUACAAGUGUGCAUGUGUCUUACGAGAUACCAUAAAUCCAUACCUACUGCGGAGAAUGAAGUCAGAUGUCAAGAUGAGCCUUUCUUUGCCAGAUAAAAAUGAACAGGUCUUAUUUUGCCGUCUUACAGAUGAGCAGCAUAAAGUCUACCAAAAUUUCAUUGAUUCCAAAGAAGUUUACAGGAUUCUCAAUGGAGAGAUGCAGAUUUUCUCCGGACUUAUAGCCCUAAGAAAAAUUUGCAACCACCCUGAUCUCUUUUCUGGAGGUCCCAAGAAUCUCAAAGGUCUUCCUGAUGAUGAACUAGAAGAAGAUCAGUUUGGGUACUGGAAACGUUCCGGAAAAAUGAUUGUUGUUGAAUCUUUGUUGAAAAUAUGGCACAAGCAGGGUCAGCGAGUAUUGCUGUUUUCUCAGUCACGGCAGAUGCUGGACAUACUUGAAGUAUUCCUUAGAGCUCGAAAGUAUACCUAUCUCAAGAUGGAUGGUACCACUACAAUAGCUUCAAGACAGCCACUAAUUACAAGAUACAAUGAGGACAUGUCCAUAUUUGUGUUUCUUCUGACUACGCGGGUGGGAGGCUUAGGCGUCAACCUGACAGGGGCAAACAGAGUUGUCAUCUAUGACCCUGACUGGAACCCAAGCACCGACACACAGGCCCGGGAGCGAGCAUGGAGAAUAGGCCAGAAGAAGCAGGUGACUGUGUACAGGCUCCUGACUGCGGGCACCAUUGAAGAAAAGAUCUACCACCGACAAAUCUUCAAGCAGUUUUUGACAAAUAGAGUGCUAAAAGACCCAAAGCAAAGGCGGUUUUUCAAAUCCAAUGAUCUCUAUGAGCUGUUUACCCUGACUAGUCCUGAUGCGUCCCAGAGCACUGAAACAAGCGCUAUUUUUGCAGGAACUGGAUCAGAUGUUCAGACACCCAAAUGCCGUUUAAAAAGAAAGAUUCAACCAGCCUUUGGAGCAGACCAUGAUAUUCCAAAACACAAAAAGUUCCCUGCUUCUAACGUAGUUGUAAAUGAUGCCACAUCAUCUGAAGAGAAACCUAAGGCUAAAGGAGGUGAAGUAAAUGCAGUAACUUCUAGUCAAAGUGAUCCUUUGAAAGAUGACCCUCACACGAGUAGUAAUGUAACUAGCAAUGAUAGGCUUGGAGAAGAGACAAAUGCAGUGUCUGGACCAGAAGAGUCAUCAGUGAUUAGUGGAAAUGGGGAAUGUUCAAAUUCUUCAAGAACAGGCAACACUUCUAAGCUAUGUGGUAACGAAAGUAUCAAUGAAAAGUUGGGUGUUUCCUAUAAAAGAGAAAUACCCAGCCAGGCUCAAACAGAAUCUUUUUGGGAGAAUAAACAAAUGGAAAAUAAGUUUUAUAAGCACAAGUCAAAAACAAAACAUCAUAAUGCAGCAGAGGAAAAGACCCUGGAGAAACAUCUGAGACCAAAGCAAAAGUCUAAGAACUCUAAGCAUUGCAGAGAUGCCAAGUUUGAAGGAACUCGAAUUCCACACCUGGUGAAGAAAAGGCGGUAUCAGAAGCAGGACACUGAAAACAAGAGUGAGGCCAAGGAACAGAGCAAUGAUGAUUAUGUUUUGGAAAAGCUUUUCAAAAAAUCAGUUGGCGUGCACAGUGUCAUGAAGCAUGAUGCCAUCAUGGAUGGAGCCAGCCCAGAUUUCGUGCUGGUGGAGGCAGAAGCCAACCGAGUGGCUCAGGACGCCUUGAAAGCACUGAGGCUCUCUCGUCAGCGGUGUCUGGGAGCAGUGUCUGGUGUUCCCACCUGGACUGGCCACAGGGGGAUUUCUGGUGCACCAGCAGGAACAAAGAGUAGAUUUGGUAAGAAAAGGAAUUCUAACUUCUCUGUGCAGCAUCCUUCAUCAAAAUCUCCAGCAGAGAAAUGCCAGGAUGGCGUCAUGAAAAAGGAGGGAAAAGAUAAUGUCCCUGGGCAUUUUAGUGGAAGAGCAGAAGAUGCAGAGUCUUCAUCUGGGGCCCUCGCUUCGUCCUCACUUUUGGCUAAAAUGAGAGCUAGAAACCACCUGAUUCUGCCAGAACGUUUAGAAAGUGAAAGUGGGCACCUGCAGGAAGCUUCUGUGCCACUGCCCACCACAGAACACGAUGACCUUCUGGUGGAGAUGAGAAACUUCAUUGCUUUCCAGGCCCACACUGAUGGCCAGGCCAGCACUAGGGAGAUACUGCAGGAGUUCGAAUCCAAGUUAUCUGCAUCACAGUCUUGUGUCUUCCGAGAACUAUUGAGAAAUCUGUGCACUUUUCAUAGAACUUCUGGUGGUGAAGGAAUUUGGAAACUCAAGCCAGAAUACUGCUAAACAAUACUGCUUCCUAAACUUUCAAGUCACUUUUUCUAACAGCAUUUCUGAUUAUUAUUAUUAAUAAUCAUGCUUGACGGAAGUUAGCUGCACUUGAUGUUUGUUUGCAUGACGUCUACCUCAGAAUUAAAACUUUAAGGAAGAAGAAACUCUUCUCUGAAAGUUGAAAGUUUUAAUAAUGCUAACUAAAGGAGAAAAUACUUGGAUUAAUUUUUUUUUUGGCAUUCUGAAUUAUGUUAUAAAAUCAGGGACCUUACAGUUAUUCCUUUGAGCAUAUUUGUUCCUUUACCCAAAAAAUGUGAGGGAGCAUAAUUACAAGUUUGCAGAACAGAAAUCUCAGUAAUUUUUUUUUAUUGGUGCUAAAAACAGAUCUUACAUUCGGUCAAACCUGUUCAGUAAAUUAGUUCAUCAAUGUCUGAUAACAGCAUUAUUUUGAUGCAUAACCUUUAGAUGUUUAAACGUAUCAUUUGCCACCCAAAAAGGUCAGGUUUGUUAUCUGUUGUUUGUUAAUAAUAUUAAUUGUCUUGAAAAGAUCCUCUUUUCAAGGUACUGAUAAAUUGGUGGGUAUUUUUAUUAGUAAAGCAUGAAAUAGCAUGAUAAUAAAUGAUGAGACACGUAUUUGUGGAAAGUUUUAGGGUAUUCAGUUUAUCCUGGCUUUCCUUUAAGCAAAGGUCAACUUUUUCCUUCCUAGGCACAAAAUGUGUUAUCAUAAAAAAAAAUCAAUUAAAGCCAAAAAUAAGUACAUAAAAACCACACAUGUGCAUGCACACAAACAUCACUGCAGCCCACAGCAGACACAGCCAUCAUUACCAUGAAGUGACGCCACUCCAGGCCUCUCUGUCUACAGGCUAGCAGCCUGUCUUCUCCCCAGUUGCCUUCAUUGUGCGCCUGCCUUUGCAUUCCCUGCAACGGCUUUCCUGUUUCUGUGGUUUGGUUUCCAGCCAGGGCUGUUUGUUUCUCCCUACUGUUUAUGUGUUUGUGGUUCUGUGAUGGUGUUGCUUUGAUCCUCAGUUGAUUUUCUUACCCUUGUUUUUCUUGUUUGCUUCUCAGUAUGAUUUUAUCAUCUCAUCUUUGAAGUGUUGUUUUCUGAAAUGCAUUGUAUUUCUGGAAUUUCUUCUGUAACUGCCUCAGUGCAGUUUGUUUCUUGGGCUUGUGUUCUCUGGCCUGCUCUUUUUCCUCUCUCUUGUUUUUCUGUAGUAUGUCUGCCCCUCCUACCCUGCUGUUUCUUUGUAUCUCACUUAUGCUUAAUGUGGACAGCUGUGUCCAGAUCUGUCCGCUCAUCCCUGUGACUCAGAGAGGAGGGGUCUGGACAUGGGGAGGCUCACCAGACUGCAUGAGAAGACAUGGGUUUUGCUUUCUCUGCUCUAAUACUUUGCGUAAGCAAAGAAUCUCUUUCUUACAGAUGUCCUACAUGAUUCCCACCAGGAGUUUCUAGUUUUUGUUUUUUUUUUUUUAAUUAUUAUAGUUUAUUUCUUUAUUUUUAGUUUGGUUUAUAUGUAACGAGAGAAGAUGAUUACAUUGUUUUUGUCACUUUGCCAUCAUUGUUUAGAGGUCAUAGAAAGAAUUUUUAAACAGGCUGGUAAGUCGUAAACUUGAGUACUUGGCUUAGAAGGAAGUCAAAACUCCUUCCUUUUGUACUAAGUGGUUUGUUUCUGGGGAGCUCUUAAUUUCUAUUUUCGUAAUCAUUAGCCUAUAAGGAAAUUGUGUCUUCCUUGUUCUCAGGGUGACAUACUGACCUUGUUCACUCAUGUGAAGCAUUUGGGCAUCAUAUUUAUACUGUCUGAAGCAUAAACUGUGUUGAGCUAGACAGGGUAUAGCCUUCUCUUCAAGAAGCAGAUGCUGUCAACAGCUGUAAUGCAGGAAGAGCAAGAUGGUCCUUGUUCCAGUUCUUGUCUCGGUUCUGCUACCGAUGUACCAUGACCUUGGGUAGGUGGUGUCUCAGUGUGGAGAUCUGUACACAUUGCCAUUGUGCCUCCCAGGUGGAGGGACUUGGAGAACAAUGCUCUUAGUAGAAUGGCUUUAGUGAUACAGAGUAAUUUAUUCAUUUAGAUAAAAAUCUAAUUUUCGGAACUUUAAAAGCUUUGUACAUUGUAGACAGAUUUAAUGUGUGUAACAUGUUUUAUCAGCACAGAUAAAGGAUUUUAAAAUUUUGUCAAAAAUUAAAUAUGUUAAUACCAUCACUAUUAAAAAUGUUCAAGCAAUACUCUGCCUCUCCACCCCCACACUGUCUUGCUCUUGUUCCACAGUUAAGUACAGCCAUGUUUGGUGUUUACUCUUUAUGCAUUUACAGAAUCAUGUGACACAGACUGCUGCUAUAAUUUCAUUUUCUCAUUCUUCCUUUACUAAUAAAAUUUCUGAGAGUUUUAACUGGCUGCUCAGCUUAAGACCAUACUUCUCAGCCUCCUUUACAGUUAAUUGCAGCCACAUGACUAAGUUUUAAACUUGCCAGUUGGCCCCUUAAAUAAAGAAGCAAGGUAUGCACUCUCCUUGACAUUCUGCUUUCUUGCUGUCUGGGAGGCCAGUGGGAGCUUCAAUAGUGACCUGGCAUCUCAAGAGAUGGAAGUCAUGUGUUGAGGAAGGAGAAGUUGGCUUGCCAGUCUUGAACUGUUAUCCUUUGACCUGUUAUUUAAGAGUAAAAUAAAAUACUGACUUGCUUAAACUACUGUCUUUUGAAGUCUGUCUGUUACAGCAACUAGUUUGCUUUAUAGAUGUAAUUGAUAUUAAUGGGGUUAUAACAUUCUUAUUUUGCAACUAACUUUUCAUUUAAUAUUCUAUGCAAGACAUUUUUAUUCCUGUAAGUAUAGCUCUGCCUGCAUAGAAUUGUUGGAUUAAUGAUGUAGAUUUUAAAUGUCAGUGGAUGUGGCAGAAUUGCUUCCUUCAAUUAACCAUCCACAAAAGGACCCAUUCCUCCAAUCCUUGACAACAGUAAGUGGUAUCAGUAUUGGUAGGUUGUUUUGUUUUGUUUUAACCAAUCUCAUGAUUGAAAAUAUCUUGUUUUCACUUGAAUUUCCCUGAUUACUUAUAAAAUCAAAUAUUUCCAUAUUUAUUGGCCGUUUGUAGAUCUCUACCAUACAUUGCCUAUUUGUGUUAUACUUGCCUACUUUUCCUGUGGGUUUUUUAUCUUUUAGGAUUGCUCCCCUAAACAAAAAGGCAGUUAUUCCCGUGAUCAACAAAUACUCUUUUCUCCACCAGUUUGAAAUGUCAGCUUUCAACCCAUCACAUGCUAAGUUAUUUCUGACCAGUUGAUCCAGGUGUUUUUUCUACCAACCACAGUCUUCACACUGUCAUUUGUGCUUUGCAUUGUUUUGCUAUUCAUGGGCAAGCUCCCUUUCCUUUCUCCCCCUCUUCAGUGUCUAAUUCUUUUGUGUUUUCUGUUCCAGCUGAAUCAAGAAUUAGUUUAUUAAAUUCCAGUAAAAUUGUUGUGUUCUUUUGAAUAGGAUUGCAUUUGUUUACACAUUAAUUUGAGAAUAAUAGACUUCUUUAUAAUUAAUAUAAUGUUUCCCAUUAGUAUUGUGAUAGGCCUUAUUUUAUUAAAGUCUUUUAUAUUCUGGAUGAAAUUUUCAUAACUUUCUUCAUAAAUGUCUUGCACAUUGCAUAAUAGUCUUAUUCCUAGGUGUUUUUAUAGAUUUUUAGUUUUGGUUGUGAAUCUUUAACUUUUAUAUAAAAAUAUGGAGAAUUAGCAUAUUUAUGUGUGUCUACUUUGUGAUGUUUAUCAUAUGGAAGUUUUAAAAUAUAGUAAAUUCAGUCUUUC
This is a messenger RNA of Sapajus apella (tufted capuchin), 8413 nucleotides long. RefSeq names its product ERCC excision repair 6, chromatin remodeling factor (gene ERCC6). Gene Ontology annotation, molecular function: ATP-dependent chromatin remodeler activity; sequence-specific DNA binding; ATP binding. Bases 175 to 4662 code for a protein of 1495 amino acids. The record is from RefSeq and is a predicted model, not a curated record. Gene Ontology annotation, cellular component: nucleus. Gene Ontology annotation, biological process: transcription-coupled nucleotide-excision repair. The transcript is spliced from 21 exons. Lineage: Eukaryota; Metazoa; Chordata; Mammalia; Primates; Cebidae.